Nomascus leucogenys (northern white-cheeked gibbon) is the source of this 846-nucleotide messenger RNA. RefSeq names its product centromere protein J. Gene Ontology annotation, biological process: centriole elongation; cilium assembly. The record is from RefSeq and is a predicted model, not a curated record. NCBI's taxonomy places the organism in Eukaryota, Metazoa, Chordata, Mammalia, Primates, Hylobatidae. Gene Ontology annotation, molecular function: tubulin binding. Gene Ontology annotation, cellular component: centrosome; nucleus; centriole.
AUGAAAAAGGAGGAAGUACAGGAAGAAAAACAACAUCCAAAUGCCAAGGCAGAUGACUGCCGGCGGUCCGCCCUUGAGGAGAGCUCAGUUCCGGAAGGACGUGUCAAGGAGGGGGUGGUCAGCAUUGACUCAGGAAGGGGUCAGAAGAGGCACCGGCUGCGGCUGCAGCUACGGUGUUCUGUGAGCUCCGAGGAGACCCAGUCCUGCUUGGGGCAGCACAUCGUCGCUUCUUGUUCAGCUCAACAGGUAGAACAGGCACCGAGCAAGGGUUGUGCCAUCACCACCUUCCCCAAAGCCAGCCAGAGGGAGCCGAGCAUGGAUAAGAAGACAACUGUCAUCCGGUUCUCUAACGGUGACGUGAAGAACAUCAAACCCAAUCAGAGAGUGAUUUACUAUCACGCAAAUGCUCAGACGACGCGCACGACCUACCCUGGUGGUUUGGAAGUUGUGCAGUUCCCUAACAAGCACACAGAAAAAUUCUACCCCAAUGGCUCCAAAGAAACCGUGUUUCCUGACGUGAAACAUCUCAAAGAUGGACAGGAAGAGACCUUAUUUCCUGAUGGUACAAUCAUAAGGGUAGAAAGGAAUGGCGACAAAACCAUUGUGCUCAGCAAUGGGCAGAAAGAAAUCCACACAGCCCAGUUCAAGAGGAGGGAGUACCCAGAUGGCACCGUCAAGACUGUGUAUUGCAGCGGCUGUCAGGAAACCAAGCAUGCCUCCGGGAGGGUUAAGAUCAAAGAUGAAGCUGGAAACGUCAUCCUGGACGAGAAGCAGAUGAGCCCUCAACAGGCAGCAUCACAUGGGAAAUGUCAGUUGCAGUUUUUUGCUAAAACAGACAAAAACUAA